AUGGGAGCCCCUGAGAUCACCGCCGAGAUGCCGCAGGCACGGGUUUCCGACAGCGGCAAUGACUCCGACGUGAUCAAGGUCCAGAAUGAAGAUGAACUUCGUUUAGCCCAGAUGGGCCACAAGCAGGAAUUGGCGCGCCAUUUUUCGGUAUGGAGUUUGAUCGGCCUUGCGGCCAAUUGCACUAUCUCCUGGACCGGUCUUGGUUUGGGUCUCAUCACAGCCAUUAAUGCUGGUGGCCCUGGCGCACUAAUUUAUGGCUUCAUCCUCGUCUUUAUUCUCCAGUCCUUCGUUGGAGCGUCUCUGGCUGAAUUUGUGUCCGCGUACCCGACCGAAGGAGGAAUGUAUCAUUGGAUUGCGGCGAUCGCCCCUCGCCGCUACAACAGUGCGCUCAGUUUUGCGACAGGAUGGAGCACGGUUUUCGGCUGGAUUUUCACCACUGCGUCCACCAAUCUGAUCUACGCAACGACCGCUAUGGCAUUGAUUGCUCUUUACCAUGACGGUCUGGUAAUUAAACCUUGGAUGGUUUUCGUCGCAUACCAGAUUUUGAACAUCGUUACUUCUGCCAUCGUCAUGUUUGGAAACCGUUUCAUUCCGCUCAUCAAUAAAUUCUCCUUGGUUUAUUUGCAACUGGCUUGGCUUAUUACGAUGGUCACGGUUGCUGCUGCGGCGCCCGUACAUAACGACACCACAUUCGUCUUCAAGACUUGGAUCAAUAAUACUGGCUGGGAUAAUAAUGUGAUCUGCUUUAUCACGGGUCUUGUGAACCCUCUGUAUGCUCUUGGAGGGCUUGAUGGUAUCUCGCAUAUUACCGAAGAAAUGCCUAAUCCUGGAAGAAAUGCGCCUCUGGGACUUGCUAUUACCAUGAUCAUUGCGUUCGUCACUGGUGUUGCUUAUCUGGUCAGCCUGAUGUUCUCUGUCCAGAACUACAGCUCGCUUGCCAGCACACAUACCGGGCUUCCGCUGGCUGAGAUUUUCUACCAGGCAACCUCAAGUAGGGGCGGAGCUUUUGGUCUUGUGUUUAUGGUUUGGAUUGCGCUCGGACCUUGUGUGAUCGGUUCCCAGCUGAGUACCGGUCGUGUCUUUUGGGCCUUCGCGCGCGACGAGGGUCUUCCGCUCUCUAAAAUUUGGGCCCGUGUUCACCCGAAACUCGGUUCCCCGUUCAACGCACAGCUCUGUGUGGGUGUGAUUAUUGCCCUUUUGGGUUGCAUCUACCUGGGCUCCAGCACUGCGUUUAACUCUAUGAUGGGUUCUGCUGUGACCAUCAACAACCUUGCCUACUUGGUUCCAAUCCUGACCAACGUUCUUCUUCGCCGUCGCACAAUGCACCGUGGUCCCUUCGCCAUGAAUCAGUUCAUGGGCAUGACAGUGAACAUCGUCUCGGCGCUCUGGCUGAUUUUUGCCAUUGUGUUCUUCUCAUUCCCAUACGCGAUGCCCGUGACAGUUUCAAACAUGAACUACACCUGUGUCGUUAUUGGAGGCUUUUUGCUCAUUGAGCUUGGCUGGUGGCUUAUUGCAGGCAAGAAAUAUUCCGAGAAAGUACAACGCGCCCGUGAAGAAGGACAUACUACGGCCCUGAUUGCGGAUGAAGCUCCCCAGAAGGAGUAA
Penicillium canariense is the source of this 1605-nucleotide messenger RNA. RefSeq lists its product as uncharacterized. Gene Ontology annotation, molecular function: transmembrane transporter activity. The record is from RefSeq and is a predicted model, not a curated record. NCBI's taxonomy places the organism in Eukaryota, Fungi, Ascomycota, Eurotiomycetes, Eurotiales, Aspergillaceae. The transcript has 13 exons. Gene Ontology annotation, cellular component: membrane. Bases 1 to 1605 code for a protein of 534 amino acids. Gene Ontology annotation, biological process: transmembrane transport.